UGGGCCUGGCCACCUCCGCGGCAGCCCAGGACGCUGCCUGCUCCUGCCAUGGUGCCUUGGCCCUGCCGGGCGGAUGGAGCAGGAUCCCAAGCCGCCCCGUCUGCGGCUCUGGGCCCUGCUCCCCUGGCUACCCAGGAAGCAGCGGCCCAGGACCAGCCAGACCUCUCUGCCUGCCCCUGGCCCUGGCUCUGGCCCCAGGCGGGACUCGGAUGAGGGCAUCCUCAAGGAGAUCUCCAUCACGCACCAUGUCAAGGCUGGCUCUGAGAAGGCCGACCCAUCCCAUUUUGAGCUGCUCAAGGUUCUGGGCCAGGGAUCCUUUGGCAAAGUCUUCCUGGUGCGGAAGGUCACCCGGCCUGACAGUGGGCACCUGUAUGCCAUGAAGGUACUAAAGAAGGCAACGCUGAAAGUGCGUGACCGCGUUCGGACCAAGAUGGAGAGAGACAUCCUGGCCGACGUAAACCACCCAUUUGUGGUGAAGCUGCACUAUGCCUUCCAGACCGAGGGCAAGCUCUAUCUUAUUCUGGACUUCCUGCGUGGUGGGGACCUCUUCACACGGCUCUCUAAGGAGGUUAUGUUCACGGAGGAGGAUGUGAAGUUUUACCUGGCUGAGCUGGCUUUGGGCCUGGACCACCUGCACAGCCUGGGCAUCAUUUACAGAGACCUCAAGCCUGAGAACAUCCUUCUAGAUGAGGAGGGCCACAUCAAACUCACUGACUUCGGCCUGAGCAAGGAGGCCAUUGACCACGAGAAGAAGGCCUAUUCCUUCUGCGGGACAGUGGAGUACAUGGCCCCCGAGGUUGUCAACCGCCAGGGCCACACCCACAGUGCUGACUGGUGGUCCUAUGGGGUGUUGAUGUUUGAGAUGCUGACGGGCUCCCUGCCCUUCCAGGGCAAGGACCGGAAGGAGACCAUGACAUUGAUUCUGAAGGCGAAGCUAGGCAUGCCCCAGUUUCUGAGCACAGAAGCCCAGAGCCUCCUGCGGGCCCUGUUCAAGCGGAAUCCUGCCAACCGGCUCGGCUCCGGCCCUGAUGGGGCAGAGGAAAUCAAGCGGCAUGUCUUCUACUCCACCAUUGACUGGAAUAAGCUGUACCGUCGUGAGAUCAAGCCACCCUUCAAGCCGGCCGUGGCACAACCCGAUGACACCUUCUACUUUGACACUGAGUUCACGUCCCGCACACCCAAGGACUCCCCGGGCAUCCCCCCCAGCGCUGGGGCCCAUCAGCUGUUCCGUGGCUUCAGCUUCGUGGCCACUGGCCUGAUGGAGGACGACGGCAAGCCUCGGAGCACGCAGGCUCCACUGCACUCGGUGGUACAGCAACUCCACGGGAAGAACCUGGUUUUUAGUGACGGCUACUUGGUAAAGGAGACGAUUGGUGUGGGCUCCUACUCCGUGUGUAAGCGCUGUGUCCACAAGGCCACCAACAUGGAGUAUGCUGUCAAGGUCAUCGACAAGAGCAAGCGGGAUCCCUCAGAAGAGAUCGAGAUUCUUCUGCGGUACGGGCAGCACCCCAACAUCAUCACUCUGAAAGAUGUGUAUGAUGAUGGCAAACACGUGUACCUGGUGACAGAGCUGAUGCGGGGCGGGGAGCUGCUGGACAAGAUCCUGCGGCAGAAAUUCUUCUCGGAGCGGGAAGCCAGCUUUGUCCUGCACACCAUCAGCAAGACAGUGGAGUAUCUGCACUCCCAGGGGGUUGUGCAUAGGGACCUCAAGCCCAGCAACAUCCUGUAUGUGGACGAGUCUGGGAACCCCGAGUGCCUGCGCAUCUGCGACUUCGGCUUCGCCAAGCAGCUGCGGGCUGAGAACGGGCUCCUCAUGACACCUUGCUACACUGCCAACUUCGUGGCACCCGAGGUGCUGAAGCGCCAGGGCUACGAUGAAGGCUGUGACAUCUGGAGCCUGGGCAUUCUGCUGUACACCAUGCUGGCGGGCCCCAGGAUGGAGGCCAGAGGCUAUAUACCCAGACUGGGUGGACUUUUCUCCAGAUACACUCCAUUUGCCAACGGACCCAGUGACACACCAGAGGAAAUCCUAACCCGGAUCGGCAGUGGAAAGUUCACCCUCAGCGGGGGAAAUUGGAACACAGUUUCAGAGACAGCCAAAGACCUGGUGUCCAAGAUGCUGCACGUGGACCCCCACCAGCGCCUCACAGCUAAGCAGGUCCUGCAGCACCCAUGGAUCACCCAGAAAGACAAGCUUCCCCAGAGCCAGCUAUCCCACCAGGACCUGCAGCUUGUGAAGGGAGCCAUGGCAGCUACAUACUCUGCGCUCAACAGCUCCAAGCCCACCCCUCAGCUGAAGCCCAUUGAGUCGUCUAUCCUGGCCCAGCGGCGGGUGAGGAAGCUGCCCUCCACCACCCUGUGAGGGGCCAGGGUGUGCAGGCCGCAGGGCGGUGCUAGCUCAAUACAGGCAGCAUACUUCCCAGAGGGAGCAGGCCUGAGUCACAGGGCCAGAGGGAGCGGAGCCCUGAGGUGCCCAGGAAGCAGCCAGCCCGGAUCACCCCAGUGAGGGUGUGAGAAGUGCCUUUUCCUUCCCCAGGACGGACUCUUCUCGGCUCUGGCUCUGCUGGUUGAAAUCGAUUCACUGUACAAACUCUUAUCUUUUUUUAAGGAAAAAUGGCGUCAACCACCAUGGAUUUUUACAAGAUCCAUUUGCCUUUCUGGGAGCAGAAAUAGCCAGUGCAGCCCCAGGAGGGGCAGUGAGUCACACUAGGGCUCUCUGUGGCUGAGACUCCUUAGAGCAGCUUUGGUCCUAUGCUGGGGACCCCCACGAUGGCCAUCUGUAGCCAUCUGCACUCACCUCCGAGGCAGUCCAGCAUCACCUUCCAGAGCCCUUGGCUGUUUAGCGAACUUGUUCUAUCCCCAGUCAGCUCCUUUUCCGUUCUGUUCUGCUGGGAGGCCCGGAACCACUUCCUGUUGGAGGAAGGACAAAGACCCCGUGGCUCCCAGCUCCAGGCACCAGCAUCCACAUUGGCCCCACCAGCGGGUCCCCUGCAGUCAGGCUGGGCUGCUCCCGGAGGAGGAUCCGGAAAGCACUUUUUGGCUGACUUCCAUUGGAGUCUGCCACAGGACAGAGCUCACAGGAGGCCUGUGGGGCAGGCCAAGACGGGCAGGGGCUUUUUUUCAUUUCUUCCUCAGCUGGUAACUCAGGGUUCAUCUGUCCAUGGCCUUUCUAAUAAACUUACAGUUGAGUUGAA
This is a messenger RNA of Ceratotherium simum simum (southern white rhinoceros), 3194 nucleotides long. Lineage: Eukaryota; Metazoa; Chordata; Mammalia; Perissodactyla; Rhinocerotidae. The record is from RefSeq and is a predicted model, not a curated record.